This is a messenger RNA of Filobasidium floriforme, 2128 nucleotides long. Its product is annotated as putative glutamate 5-kinase. The transcript has 9 exons. The record is from RefSeq and is a predicted model, not a curated record. Lineage: Eukaryota; Fungi; Basidiomycota; Tremellomycetes; Filobasidiales; Filobasidiaceae. Bases 226 to 1743 code for a protein of 505 amino acids. Gene Ontology annotation, cellular component: cytosol; cytoplasm. Gene Ontology annotation, molecular function: glutamate 5-kinase activity; RNA binding; ATP binding.
GUUCCCCCCGUGGGCCGGGGGUCAUGUCCGAAAGCUCGGGUCGACCGGAUUGAUGUCGACAUUUCACAAAGAUAUGGCAAGGAAGUCGCUCUACCCUGGCUGACCUUGAAGACUAUCAAGGCGGUCGAGAUCAUUGGUAGGAAGUGAUCACGAUUCUGUGUAAUCCUCAGCUUCAAAGACGGGUCAUAGCGCGAAAAGAGCCCGGCUCCGAGCUCGUCAGGCAUCAUGGGCAAGACUAUCGUCAUCAAGCUCGGUACAUCCUCGAUCAUCACCUCGACAUUCCCCUACACCCCUCAGCUCUCCCUCCUCUCCUCCCUUAUCGACCUGAUCAAUGUCUUACGAUCGCCUCCGCACAACCACCGGGUCGUUCUCGUCUCCUCUGGUGCUAUUGGCGUUGGACUUCGAAGGAUGGAGCUGAAGGAUAGGGGGAAAGGGUUGCAGAGGAAACAAGCUCUGGCGGCUAUCGGGCAAGGAAGGUUGAUUGCCAUGUGGGACAACUUGUUCGGGAUGGUUGGAACGCCUAUCGCGCAGAUCUUGUUGACGAGGCAGGAUAUCAGCGAUAGACAACGAUACCUCAACGCUCAAAACACCUUCACCGAGCUACUGUCCAUGGGCGUCAUCCCGAUCGUCAACGAGAACGAUACCGUCUCUGUGCAGGAGAUCAAAUUCGGCGACAACGAUACCUUGAGCGCGAUCACGGCCAACAUGGUGCAUGCAGACUAUCUGUUCUUGUUGACGGAUGUGGAUUGCUUGUACACGGACAACCCGAGGAAGAACCCGGAUGCCCAGCCAGUGAGAGUGGUAGACGAUGUGUACAAGAUUAGGGAACAAGUCUCGACAAAAUCCCUCGGCACGGCCCUGGGCACAGGGGGCAUGGAAACCAAGCUCAUCGCUGCUGACCUGGCUACAGCAGCGGGAGUGACAACGAUCGUCAUGUCGUCCGCCAACAUCAAAACGAUUCCGGACAUCUUGCGCUAUGAUCAUGAGAAGAAGGACGACUUAGUUCCGAUAUGUACGAGGUUUUUGGGGAAGGAUAGGAGGAUGAACGACCGAAAAUGGUGGAUCGCACAUGGUCUGCGGGCAGCGGGCUCGGUAAUCAUCGACGAAGGAGCCUAUCGAGCUGUCCAACGGAAAGAAUCAGGCAGUCGCCUCUUACCUGCUGGUGUCGUCCGGGUUGAGGGGGUUUUCGCUUCGCAUCAAGCUGUGAAUCUGGUCGUCCGGAGACGAGUUCGCGAACGAACAAUCUCGCAAGACUCACGCGGGACUGCGAAAAGCCGGGAACAUGCCGAGGUCUCGGGAGCGACCACGCCAGUAUCUUAUGACAACGCGGGAAGCCGACUGGACUCGCCAAACUCCAACAACCACUUUACGGCGCCGGGAACGCCAAACCUCUACCCCGUGCUAUCUCUUUCCUCUUCCAUUGCCAGCUUGGACGCCCUCAGCUCGAACGGCCGGUCUAGCGUGCCUCAAAGCCCAGCAACGCUGGUCAAACAGGUCAUGGCCGAGAUGAACCAGGGAAGCGGGACGGACGGACCUUCAGAGUCGACAAUAGCAUUCCGACAGCUCGACGACGAUGAACAAGAAGCAUGGGAAGAGGUGGCCAUAGGAAAGGGUUUAGCACUGUACAACUCUGUCGAAAUUGAUAGACUGCGGGGGGUGAAGAGUGUCGACAUAGCUUCGGUUCUGGGUUACAGCGAAUCGGCUUACGUGGUAGAUUCGGUCAUCGUAUUCGGCGCAAAAUAGCUGUCUCAGUGGGCGUGUGUCAUAUAUCCUCUCCAUCGAGCAUGAAUGCUACAACGAUCUUGCUUAAGAUCUCGAACGGGCUUUUUAACGUCGCAAACUUUCUCGCCGGACGGACAUGCACCGUUAUAGCGCUGUCGGACGUACACAAUGAAGGUCUUACUUUGCGAUCCGGGCGCGCGGAAAAUUGCCUUUAAGGUUCGAGAUGAGGUCGAAAGAAGUCAACGCGUAUCAGCAUUGUAAAACACUGUUCAAAGGGUGCCCGAAGACCGAUCGAGAAGGGGAAGCAGUUCGUCCAAAGGCCCGUUGGUAGAGCAGACGACUUUUACGACUCCUGAGUCAUCGUCAGGUCCCGGGUCGAGCCCAGGUGACAACUUGAUGAAGGUCA